This is a messenger RNA of Anarrhichthys ocellatus (wolf-eel), 4387 nucleotides long. It is a transcript of the gene wdr47a, whose product is annotated as WD repeat domain 47a. The record is from RefSeq and is a predicted model, not a curated record. Gene Ontology annotation, molecular function: protein binding. The transcript is spliced from 17 exons. Bases 196 to 2943 code for a protein of 915 amino acids. Lineage: Eukaryota; Metazoa; Chordata; Actinopteri; Perciformes; Anarhichadidae.
GAGCGGCAGAGACAGAUCCAGCAGGGAGGGGACGCAGUCAGAAGAGGCGGAGGAACAGACAGGACAACAGACAGGACACACACCGCUGACAACACCGAGCAGCACCUCGUGACAGCGUCUGUCCACAGGAAAGGAAACACCCGGGGAACUGUUUUUUUCAUCCCAUGUAUCUUUAGAAACAAGCCCGUCGUCACCAUGACAGCGGAGGAAACCAUAAAUGUGAAGGAGGUGGAGAUCAUCAAGGCGAUCCUGGACUUUCUCAACUCCAGGAAGUUGCACAUCAGCAUGCUGGCUCUGGAGAAGGAGAGCGGCGUCAUCAACGGGCUCUACUCAGACGACAUGCUCUUCCUCAGGCAACUGGUGCUCGAUGGCCAGUGGGAUGAGGUCUUGCAGUUCAUUCAGCCUUUGGAGUGCAUGGAUAAGUUUGACAGGAAAAGGUUUCGUUACAUCGUCCUCAAGCAGAAGUUUCUGGAGGCUCUGUGUGUGAACAACGCCAUGUCAGCAGAAGAUGAGCCACAGCAUUUGGAGUUCACCAUGCAGGAAGCAGUCAAGUGUCUCCACGCCCUGGAGGAGUUCUGUCCCACCAAAGAUGACUACAGCAAACUGUGUCUGCUCCUCACACUGCCUCGCCUCACACACCACGCUGAGUUCAAGGAGUGGAACCCGAGCACGGCCAGGGUGCAGUGUUUUGAUGAGGCCUGCAACAUGGUAGCGGACUUCAUCCCUGCAGACAGGAAGCUGAGCGAGGCUGGAUUCAAGGCCAGCAGGGAUCGACUCUUCCAGCUGCUCCUUAAGGGAGUCCUCUACGAGUGCUGUGUGGAGUACUGCCAGAGCAAGGCGACCGGUGAGGAGAUCCCAGAGGGCGAGGUCCUUCUGGGUGUUGACAUGCUCUGCGGUAACGGCUGCGACGACCUGGACCUGUCUCUACUCUCCUGGAUGCAGAACCUCUCCCACACCGUCUUCUCCUGCGCCUUCGAGCAGAAGCAACUCAACAUCCACGUGGACCGCUUGGUCAAGCCCACAAAGACCGGCUACUCCGACCUCCUCACCCCGCUCAUCAGCAAACUGUCUCCGUACCCGUCCUCCCCGCUGCGCCGCCCCCAGUCCGCUGAUACCUACAUGUCGCGCUCCUUGAACCCGGCGCUGGACGGGCUGUCGUUCGGCCUGUCUGGCCAAGACAAGAGAGCGGGUGGCGGGGAGAUAGCGCCAGGCAAAGGGGUCUCUCCCAUGUCCCACUCCUUCGCCAACUUUCACUACCCCGGAGCAGGAGGACAGAGCCUGAGCAGGAGCCUCAUGAUGGAGAGCUCUGACUGCCACAGCAUCUUUGAGGAAUCCCCUGAAACGUCUAGGACAGACACGCCUGUGGAUAAGAUGAUGAGUUCGGGUGGAGCUCAGAACCUGCGUCCUGCCCCAGCUCCGGGCGAGGACGCUCCGUCACCUGGCUCCGGAGACAGGAAUGAGCUUCGUGACUCAACAGAGAAGUACGAGGAGUACUAUCGGCAACGCCUCCGUGUGCAGCAGCACCUGGAGCAGAAGCAGCAGCAGAGGCAACUGUACCAGCAGAUGCUGCUGGAAGGAGGGGUCCAGCAGGAGCCCCCCCCGCCCAGCGACAUGCAGCACAGCCUCACAGAGAAGUUCCUCAACAGGUCCAUCCAGAAGCUGGAGGAGCUCAAUGUGGGGAUGGAGGAUCUAGGCGAGGAGGUGAAGUCUCUGGCCCAGCAGUGUAACGGCAACGGGAACACGCCCACCUCUGAGGACAAUAACAACCCUCCAUCUGUGACACCGGAGCAGACCCGAGGGGGAGGGGUGCUCAGCAGCACCCCGCAACGCACCGUGGGGGAGCGCCCGGUUCAGCCUCCAAAUGAGUCCCCUGUCGUCUCCCAGAGUGAGCAGAAACAGAAAGGAAGUCAACCAUGUGACUCUCCAGGCUCCUUAUCCCGAAGUAAAGAGAGCGACAAGCCUAAAAGCCUGUUUGUGGCAGUGCACACUUUAGAAGAUACUCAAGCCAUUCGAGCCGUCGCCUUUCACCCGUCUGGAUCGCUCUACGCUGUUGGAUCCAACUCCAAAACUCUACGUGUCUGUGCUUAUCCAGAAACAUUAGACACGAGUGGUUCAAGUCCAAUAAAGCAGCCCGUGGUCCGCUUCAAGAGGAACAAACACCACAAAGGGUCCAUCUACUGCGCGGCCUGGAGCCACUGUGGGCAGCUGCUGGCUACCGGCUCCAAUGACAAAUAUGUCAAAGUCCUACCUUUCAGUGCAGAGACAUGCAACGCCACAGGCCCCGACUUGGAGUUCAGCAUGCAUGACGGCACCAUCAGAGACCUGGCCUUCAUGGAGGGUCCAGAAAGCGGAGGGGCCAUCCUGAUCAGCGCCGGAGCUGGAGACUGUAACAUCUACACCACCGAUUGUCAGAGAGGACAGGGUCUGCACGCCCUCAGCGGACACACGGGUCACAUCCUGUCUCUGUAUACGUGGGGGGGCUGGAUGAUUGCCUCCGGCUCUCAAGACAAGACGGUGCGUUUCUGGGACAUCAGGGUGCCCAGCUGUGUCCGAGUAGUGGGAGCUGCUUUCCAUGGCUCAGGCAGUCCUGUUGCCACGGUAGCAGUCGAUCCUAGUGGCCGUCUCCUAGCAACAGGACAGGAAGACAGCGCGUGCAUGCUGUAUGACAUCAGAGGAGGACGAACCGUCCAGGUGUACCGGCCGCACUCCAGCGACGUGCGAUCCAUCCGGUUCUCCCCCGGAGCACAUUACCUGCUCACUGGCUCCUACGACAAAAAGGUCAUCGUCAGCAACCUCCAAGGUGACCUGACCAAGCCGCUGCCUCAGACCGUGGUGGGAGAGCACGGCGACAAGGUGAUUCAAUGUCGAUGGCACACACAAGACCUAUCCUUCCUCUCGUCCUCCGCUGACCGCACUGUCACACUCUGGACGCACAACCCAUAACACACACGAAGACACACACACACGCACAGACAACCAGUUAUAAUCUAAAACACACACAUUCCCCCUAAACCCUCCUCCUGCACCAUCAACACCGUCGCACUCUUUCCACACACUUGACACUUACAGCUUGAAAAGCACACACAUAGAUCAACACACAAACGGGUGAAUGGGCCUUUCACUUCUGUCUGUAGGGAACCAAAAUGGAUACUAACCUGUGACACAUCAGAAGCACACAUGCUGCAUGUUCUCCCUCUUUCUUUCUUUACGUCACUCACAUUUCACAUCGUCACCUCGAGGGGUUAAACGGCAGGAUCUUUCCUUUUCUUUCCUCACCAUCACUUCACCUCCACUCGUUAUACAGUUGCUGCACGUCCUUUUCACUGAGGAGUUGUUGAGAUUAGACAGGACAGAGUGCUUUGUUCAUGAUGGUGCCUUCCUUGAGUUCUCAGUUUCCAUACGAAAAAUGUAAAAGCAAACCAAACAAACUAGAUAAUAUGGUCAUUUUUCAAGAUCAAAUUUUGUUAAGUCAUCUUGAGAAGUCCUACAUUCCUUCGGCUUUUGCGUGUCAUUGUCUUACAGCUGGUGUUAUGCUGCUAUCGUUUUGGGGAAAACAAGUUUAAUUUAUAGCGUGAAAUGUCAUUUUUUCUCAGUGUGUCAGUCAGUAGUGGGCUUUUCCUAUCAGGAGGCUGAUUCUGUAGAAGCCCUAUUACCAGCUGUUGCUUCCCCGUGGGAUGUGCUGAUGUCUAAUGUUUAACAGUAUCCACUGCAUUGCUACAACUCAAAAAAGUGUAAAUUAGCUCGUGCAGUUGUUUUGAAUUUGAAUUCCGUGUCUUUUUUGCGCUGAAGCUGUUACAGUGUCUCGCGGUGGCUUGCUUGCAAUGGAAGGUUGUUAUUAUGUCGGCGUCAAAGGGAAACGCAAAGUGUAAUUUGUGCUCGAGUGCCCUUGCAUUCGGGUGAGGAGUCUUCAGUGUUCACAAGCUUUGGUUUGUCUCCUGCUGUAACACGAUGACAACGGUAGGUGGCAGUCUUUGCCCGCAGCGAGGGUCUAACCAAUACGCACAAAGAAAUCUGAAUGGACGCAACGGGUGUUUCCAUAUUUAUUUAGAACCAGUAUUUGGGGCAUAUGCAUUGUGUUCUUUUCUUGUAUUUUACAUGUGCACUUUUUCUUUGAACAUUUUCUUCUAAUAUUGAUUUACUUACAAAGAUGCAUAUUUUAUGUUAAUGUAUAGUAUAUAUAUUGUUUUAACAAAUAAGGCCAAACUAAUACGUACAUAGAUGUAUUUAUUCGAGUUGUGUUUAUGUAUGUACAGCUACUAUGUUUUUGAAAUGCUAGUGGCUCUUGUAUUAAGCCUUUCUAAUUCUUGUUUUUAAAAGUGACUUAAAUUAAUUCAAGCUAACUCGAGUCUGACUGCUGGUACGUUCAAUAAAGUGUCUUUUACACAAA